This is a messenger RNA of Schistocerca americana (American grasshopper), 1197 nucleotides long. RefSeq names its product nucleosome assembly protein 1-like 4. Gene Ontology annotation, biological process: nucleosome assembly. Gene Ontology annotation, molecular function: chromatin binding; histone binding. The record is from RefSeq and is a predicted model, not a curated record. The transcript is spliced from 4 exons. The coding region runs from base 1 to 1197 and encodes 398 amino acids. Lineage: Eukaryota; Metazoa; Arthropoda; Insecta; Orthoptera; Acrididae. Gene Ontology annotation, cellular component: chromatin; nucleus.
AUGGAUCGAGUAAAAGAACAAGUCGACGCUCUGAAGGGCGCGGGAGAUAAGAACACCGCCGAGAAAGUACCGCCCGAGGACAGCAGGCGAGAGAGCACCGGCGCUGCGGAACGGGUCGAGACACCGGAGGCUGCGGAGAAGCUCGGCGACGAGGAAGCGGCUGCAGAGCCGGCGGGCGUCGUGUCCGGAGACGCGGCGCAGAGGGGCAGAGCGUCGACGUCGCCGGGAGAGGAGGACGCGGAGGUGGACGCGGCGCUGGCGCGGCUGGCCGAGUCGGCGCCGGACCCGGCGGCGUUCCGGCGGCGCGUGCUGCGGCUGCUGCGAGACACGGAGCGCCGCAUGGCCGAGAGCGAGGAGGCGACGCCGGGGGCGGUGCGGCGCCGCGUGCGCCACCUGCGCUACCUGCAGCUGGGGCUGGCCUACCUGCGGGCCGCCUUCGACAAGGAGGUGUUCCAGCUGCAGCGCCGCUACCACGCCCUGCUGCAGCCGCUGCGCGAGUGCCGCCGCCUCAUCGCCGCCGGCCUGGCCGAGCCCACCGCCGAGGAGUGCGCCGGCGCCGCCGCCGAGGACGCCGAAGCGCCGCCGGUCAGCGGCAUCCCCAACUUCUGGCUGCGGGCGCUGAGGAACUCGCUGACGGUGGGCCCGCUGAUCACUGAGCGCGACGCCGAGGUGCUGCGCCACCUGGUCGACAUUCGCGUCGUCAUGGAGGACCGCGAGCAGCCCGGCUUCCGGCUGGAGUUUCACUUCGCGCCCAACGACUACAUCGCGGACUCGGUGCUCACCAAGGAGUUCGACGUGAGCUUCGACCCAGAGCCGGAGGACCCGCUGUGCGGCGGCGGCAUGCGCAUCGUCGCGAUGCGAGGCAGCGGCGUUACCUGGAAGUCGCCGGAGGCCGACGUGACGCGGCACCCGCGCUCGGGCAGGACCUGCGACUCCUGCUUCCACUUCUUCGCCCGGGACGCGCCUGCGGGCACCAGCGACGACGACGAGCUGGACGCGUGGGAGCGCGACGUGGACGUGGGGCUGCACCUGCAGAGCAGCCUGGUGCCGCGCGCCGUGCUCUUCUACACGGGCGAGGCCGCCCAGACCGACUACAGCGACUCCGAGUACGAGUCCUACAGCAGCAGCUCCAGCAGCAGCCAAAGCCUACUGGAAAGAGAAUGUGAAGUAUAUUUUACAUAUGGUACUCUAAAAUAG